CCUAUUAUAUCUGAGAAUAUCUUCCGUAUCUGAAGUCAUGCAUCGUCUGAUUCUUCUUUCCUUUGCGUUAAUAGCUGUAAUAGCUGCUACGUCCACUGCAGUACAGGCAUCGCCAGUAAUAGACAGGGAUAUAGAGAAAACUGGAGGUGAAACUCACGAACUCGCGAGACGCGGUUUCAAAAUCAAGAUUCGCAUAUUCGGUAUAUGUGUAAUAGAAAUCGAAGUUGGUACAAAACGGUCAUCGUAUUACAGAUCCACCGAGUUGGUGCUAACUGUCGAAAAAUUUAACACUGGGGAUAUCGUGUGGAAAGGACCUGUUAACGUAGCUGAUGGUGAGACAGAAGUUGAAGUAACUUCCUCUUUCCGACCAGAUCCUAAAAGUGAAUAUAUCGUUCUAUAUAACGAUAAUCAUGGCUCUAGUGGUAGCGUGCCACUUGACUGUGGUUCAGUCACAAAAGACCCUCACGUAACCACAUUUGACGGACUUAAGUAUAACUUCAAUGGAAACUGUUCAUAUACAUUGACUAAGAGCUGUGAUAGUGGUAUCCACCCAUCGUUUGAAAUAACUGCCGAUUUCCGUGCAAGAAACCGUAGCUACCCAUACAAACCAGUGACAUUCAUGGUUGCGUUCAAUGUGACUUCAAAUGGAAGACAACUGAUUCGAAUCAAUGAAGACGAUACAGUGUUGAUCCAAGGAAAGCUCGUAACGCCACCAUCGGCAGAGAUUGGCAAUGGUGAAGGCUACGUCGACGUAGAACAAAAUGGAAUCAACAUAUAUCUGAAGAAGCCUGCUUUAUCUUUGACAUGGGAGAGACGGAUUCAUGGUCUAAACAUUGGAUUCAAUGACAUUAACCUGCGUGGUAAAGUGUGUGGAUUGCUUGGAAAUGAUGAUGGUAAUCCACACAAUGACUUCACUCUUCCGAAUGGACGACGAACGUUUCACUCCGAGGAGUUUGGAAAUAGUUGGUUAAUUCCUGACAGCUGUCCCUAAUAUAAAGGUGCCAUUGGUGAUACAUGACUGUGUAAUUAUGCUACUAUGGUGCUUUAUGGAUUAUAUGAUAACGGUCUACUUAUAAGAUUAAGUUUACACAUUAUGUCUUCGAAUAAAAGAAUUUAGUUUUAACUUAUUUUAAUUGGUCACGAUUACUACAUAUUCUAAUGUGUUGGUUCUUGAAAUGAUACCAACAAAAGCUUCUCACCUUACUGCAUUGUACUUGUUUUGGUUCAGAAUAAAACGGGUUGUAUAAUGGGA
Molecule: messenger RNA, 1252 nt
Organism: Saccoglossus kowalevskii
Lineage: Eukaryota; Metazoa; Hemichordata; Enteropneusta; Harrimaniidae
Product: BMP-binding endothelial regulator protein-like
Cellular component (GO): extracellular matrix
Source: RefSeq, a predicted model, not a curated record